UGUUGAAAUAACGUAACAUUCCAACCAAGCGCAGUGUUAUUAUGUAUAUAAUAAUGUACAGCAUAUUAGCCAUUGCUAAUCUGUGUAGCAUGCCAACGAGCCAAUACGCCACAAGUUCACAUCCCACGCUCACAAAUCAUUGAGCUUUUGCAGUGUUUUGCACAGUAGUUUUCGCGCGCUUUUCACGUGUGUUGAGCGAUUGCAUCGUGUUAUUAAUAAGUUCGUUUUAAAUUCUUUAUUACACAAAGUGAAAUUGUUCAUAAAAACACGAAUGAAUCCAACAUGAUGUCAGUGUUAGUUGCGUUUACAGUUUUCCACUUCUUUGGUGCUUUGGACGCCUGGCAGACGGAUAUAGACAUUAACAGGGUGAAACUUCUUUCAAGCAAAGGUACACAAUCCGAACAUUUCCAUCAAGGCAAAAAUUCAGUGGGUUAUCAAUAUAAAAGAAGUAAUGAUUAUGACGAUUAUAGUAGUGGGGUCUCCGAGUGGCACAAGGCAGCGCAACCUAUGCGUGGUGUCUCCUCGAACUCUGCGGAAACGAUCAAAGUGUACAGAUCAAGAGAAGACCCGAGACUCUUCUACCAGUCUGAUUCAUAUAUUAAAGAGAGCAAUAGGAAGAAGAUAAACAGAACAGUAUCCGAGAUAUACCCGAAUAGGGAUGUUGUAAGGCCUCACGAAUUUGCAAGCCGUUCGUUACCGCUACAAGCGUAUGAUAGAAACUCCAACUUGAUUGAUUCGAGUUACACCAAUUUUUGUAUAAGGUGCCCGCAUGACAGAACAAUCAUAGCGAAACCAGGAUCCGAUCGAGUAAUGAUACAAUCCCCUGCCUUGUUAAGCUGCUCUGGUCUGAAAGCUCCAAGGGAUGUACGGUUCUCAACUGUAUAUGGACCAAAAUUUGGAUCCCUACUAGAAAAGGGCUCACAUAUGAUUAUUGGACGAAUUUCAUACAGAAACAAGGUACCACCAUCACUAGCUGCUAGAAUAAGCCCGCGUCAUCUUACGUGUAGAACAGCUAAAGUUCCUCCGCGCUCCGAUGGGCAUGUUAAUAAACAUUCGUUGCAGCUUUAUCACCAACAUAUUGGCACUGGGUCACAGAUUAGUUAAUAGUGGGCAUCCUGGUCCAUACACCUUCCAUCCACAGAGAAGGCUUAUGACUAUGUCAUCGCAGUGGAUACGCUGAUAGACUGAUGAUUAUGUAUUUUUAUUUAAUCUCAGUAAUGUUACUGUCCUACAGCCGAACUCAAAGGCACCAAUAUUUUUUAACCUAUGAUCAGAACUUAUGCUUUCAGUGUAUUUUCGAUAGUAAUAGAUACUAAAACUAUGUAAAAUGCAAGUGCACGUAAUGCUCCACGACUGCCCAGUACCAAGCUAUCUGAUUGCACGAUGUGACGAGAGAAGCAAGCUGUGCCAAUUCACAUGUCGGGACCCCGGUUUGGAUUUGCAAGGGCACAAAAGUUUAUCCUGUGGAGAUAGCGUUCGACCAAGGUGGAACGGAAAACUUCCUGUGUGCAAGGCUCGAACCUGGUGCGCAGCGCCGAUACCGCCUGACUACGGACACCUCAGCUGCAAAGGGACCACUUUAGAAAGCAAUGGAAUGUCUGAAGGGUCUACGUGCAGAGUGCGCUGCGCACGCGGAUGGCACUGGAGCCCUAGGGCGACCACCGCGUGCAGAAGAGGGGCUUGGACGUACGACCUCACUUGCCAACCCAAAAGAAGACAUUGACAUCGUUACAUUUUUUUUAUUAAAUUGUAUCGGUUCUGACUUCUACUGAAAAUAAUUAUUUAACCUGUCGCACAACUCUGUUUAUAAUUAUUUAUUUUGUAUAAAAAAAAAAUUUAGUUCAUUGUGUUUUUUUAAAGACUGUGCCCCAUGGGUAUAAGGUUUCAUAAGUCAAUGAAACGAAACGUUUAAAAAAUUAAGACGGUACUCACUUUGAGCAGUAAAAGUAG
Chilo suppressalis (striped riceborer) is the source of this 1950-nucleotide messenger RNA. The record is from the annotation of a GenBank genome assembly. NCBI's taxonomy places the organism in Eukaryota, Metazoa, Arthropoda, Insecta, Lepidoptera, Crambidae.